AUGGACAUCGAUGAUAUCCUCGCCGAGCUUGACCGCAGCGAGCCCACUGCCAAAGCAUCCACCGCUCUUGAUCAUCAACAACUGACGCGCUUCUGGAUCUCGGAGCGUGCUGCUCCAGAUGUUCUGAAAUGGCCUACAGAUUUGAUGGACCGAGUGAUAGCGCGAGUUCGUCAGCAGAUAGAAUUGGUUGAGGAUUUGACAGCUGGUGCCGGCAUGACCGGGUCCGGAACCAGCAGCUCUAACUCGAACCUGACAUUGUCCAUUUUGCAGACAGAUCUGUCUAGGACGCAAUACAUUAUUCGAUCAUUGUUAAGACAGCGUUUGGCCAAAUUGACAAAGUAUGCUAUGCAUUACUUGACCCUGGACGACAAAUCGGCACUUCUAUCGCCUCAAGAGGAGUCUUUCCUACGGAAUCAUCAAUCUCUGUUGUCAGAUUUAUACAGCGCCAGCUUUUUAUCGGCAUUCCCGGCACAGCUUCAAAGGUUAGAUGACAAUGCAGGAGGGCUAAACAUGGUUGAGGGUCCGGACGGCAAGAAAGCUGUCUUUAUUAGGUGUCUAGCCAAGAGAUGGAGCAGCGAUCCCUUAUUCGAGGACUACGAUGCUGAUGACGAUGAAGAAGCUGGAGAAAGCGGUGCUUUGGCAAUGCGAAGAGGCCAAGUCUGGGUUGUGCGGUGGGAGGACGUCAAGAAAGGAGUUGAAAAGGGAGCACUUGAAUUGCUCUGA
This is a messenger RNA of Endocarpon pusillum Z07020, 723 nucleotides long. RefSeq lists its product as uncharacterized. Gene Ontology annotation, cellular component: GINS complex. The coding region runs from base 1 to 723 and encodes 240 amino acids. Lineage: Eukaryota; Fungi; Ascomycota; Eurotiomycetes; Verrucariales; Verrucariaceae. The record is from RefSeq and is a predicted model, not a curated record. The transcript has a single exon. Gene Ontology annotation, biological process: double-strand break repair via break-induced replication; DNA-templated DNA replication.